Molecule: messenger RNA, 1860 nt
Organism: Drosophila montana
Lineage: Eukaryota; Metazoa; Arthropoda; Insecta; Diptera; Drosophilidae
Gene: Mocs1
Product: Molybdenum cofactor synthesis 1
Exons: 6
Coding region: 128-1825 (565 amino acids)
Biological process (GO): Mo-molybdopterin cofactor biosynthetic process
Molecular function (GO): GTP 3',8'-cyclase activity; metal ion binding; cyclic pyranopterin monophosphate synthase activity
Source: RefSeq, a predicted model, not a curated record
GUAUAUAUUCGUGAGGAAUCCAAGCCGCAGCCCCCAGCAGCGAGUUGUAGGUUAGGUAAUCAGAUUUGCGUGCUAAUAGCAUUUAAAAUUAAUCUGAACGAGCCGCAGCGUAGAUACAAUUCAUCAAAUGCGAUUGUUAGUGAAACGCGCAAACCUGCUGCUGCUCCGAUGCACAGCGCAGUUUCGCCAGACGCAGGCGACGCCAGUGGCGGGCCUGGCAACCGGUUUCCAAUUCCACAAACUGGCGACAGCGACAAAAAGUGCCGCAACAGGUGCACAGCACGUUACUGAAACUGAAAACGAGCCAAUGGAAGCGCCUGUCACACAGAGCCAGAGCCAAGUGCCCAGAGCAGCUGCGAUCUCGCCCCUAACAGACAGCUUCGGACGACAUCACACAUAUCUGCGAAUUUCCCUCACCGAGCGCUGCAAUUUACGCUGUGAAUAUUGUAUGCCUGCCGAAGGUGUGCCGCUGCAGCCCAAAUCACAGCUGUUGAGCACCGAGGAAGUGCUGCGCUUGGCACGCAUCUUUGUGGAGCAGGGCGUGCGCAAGAUACGCCUGACGGGCGGUGAGCCGACAGUGCGUCGGGAUAUUGUCGAGAUUGUGGCACAGCUGAAGGCGCUGCCCCAACUCGAGCAUGUGGGCAUUACAACCAAUGGCCUGGUACUGACACGUAUGCUGCUGCCACUGCAACGUGCUGGCCUGGAUUCGCUGAACAUCAGCUUGGAUACGUUGCGCAAGGAUCGCUUUGAGCAGAUAACGCGACGCAAGGGCUGGGAGCGGGUCAUCGCGGGCAUUGACCUAGCCAUACAGUUGGGCUAUCGACCAAAGGUCAACUGCGUGCUGAUGCGCAACUUCAAUGAGGAUGAGAUUUGCGAUUUUGUGGAGUUUACGCGUGACCGACCGGUUGAUGUGCGCUUCAUUGAAUACAUGCCCUUUACGGGCAACAAGUGGCAGACGGAGCGCUUGAUUUCAUAUAGCGAAACGGUGCAGAUUAUACGUCAGCGUUGGCCAGAGUUUCAAGCGCUGCCCAAUGGCCCGAACGACACCUCCAAGGCGUAUGCAGUGCCUGGCUUUACUGGCCAACUAGGCUUUAUUACCUCCAUGACAGAACACUUUUGUGGCACCUGCAAUCGCCUGCGCCUGACAGCUGAUGGCAACAUUAAGGUGUGCCUGUUUGGCAACAAGGAGUUCUCGUUGCGCGAUGCCAUGCGCGCUGAAGGCUGCACCGAGCAGCAGCUGGUUGAGCUAAUAGGUGCGGCAGUGCAGCGCAAGAAGCGCCAACAUGCAGGUAUCGGCAGCAGCAGAACUAUGCUUCAUCCUCAUCAACUACAGCAUUUACAGCUGCGCAACUGCAGUGGUUUGACGCACAUCAACGCUCAAGGCAAGGCCCAAAUGGUUGAUGUCGCCGCCAAGGUACACACCACGAGAAUAGCCAGCGCAGAGGCCACUGUACAAGUGGGUAAGUGUCUAACUGCGCUUAUUGCAGCCAAUGAGCUCGCCAAAGGCGAUGUUCUAAGCGUGGCCCAAUUGGCCGGCAUCAUGGGUGCCAAGCAUACAUCACAACUGAUACCACUGUGCCACAAUAUCGCAUUGUCGUCGGUGCGUGUGCAGGCCACGCUGCUAGAGCAGCAGCAGUGUGUACGCCUGGUGGCCACUGUGCGCUGCAGCGGCCAAACUGGGGUGGAAAUGGAAGCCCUUACGGCCGUUUCCGUGGCUGCACUAACCGUCUACGACAUGUGCAAGGCCGUUUCCCAUGACAUCUGCAUCACAAAUGUACGCCUGCUGAGCAAGUCAGGCGGCAAGCGCGACUAUCAGCGUCAAUAAAAUCACGCAGCUUGUGCAUCCAUUGCCAUUUUGAA